AUUGAGAUUUGAGCCCAUUACAAAUUUGAAAGCCCUCAAAAACAUUCAUUUGCCGCCAACCCAACCUUACAUGCUUUUUGACUCUUCAAUUUCAAUCGCAGUUCAGAUCAUUUCAUUUGAACCCUAAAUUCCCAAAUCUACCAAAUUCAACUCGACUCACUCAACGCUUCAACUCGCUCAUUUGAUUUUCCCCACCCAGAGUUCAACAACUCGAGCGAUUCUCCCGAGUUGACCCGCUCCUCUCAAUGGAACCGCAAGGUGAGCCCGCCGCACCCGACCCAGCUCACGCUCCACCGGCGGCGCGCCCCAGGCUCUUCAUCAAGGAGAUGGUGAUGCGGAACUUCAAGUCCUACGCUGGUGAACAGCGCGUGGGUCCUUUCCAUAAGAGUUUUUCGGCUGUGGUUGGACCCAAUGGGAGCGGGAAGAGUAACGUGAUUGACGCAAUGCUGUUUGUGUUCGGGAAGCGAGCGAAGCAGAUGCGGCUUAACAAAGUUUCGGAGCUUAUCCACAAUUCCACCAAUCACCAGAAUUUGGAUAGUGCUGGGGUUUCUGUUCAUUUUCAGGAGAUUGUCGAUUUGGAUGAUGGAACAUAUGAGGCUGUUCCAGGAAGUGAUUUUGUGAUUACAAGGGUGGCUUUACGGGAUAACUCCUCUAAGUAUUAUAUUAAUGAUCGUUCGAGUAACUUCACUGAAGUCACUAAGAAACUGAAAGGGAAAGGUGUUGACCUUGACAAUAAUAGGUUUCUAAUCCUUCAGGGUGAAGUUGAGCAGAUCUCACUUAUGAAGCCAAAAGCUCAAGGACCACAUGAUGAGGGUUUUCUAGAAUAUCUGGAGGAUAUCAUUGGGACGAACAAAUAUGUAGAAAAAAUUGAUGAAUCAUUUAAACAGUUAGAGUCCCUGAAUGAGAGAAGAUCUGGGGUGGUACAAAUGGUCAAGCUAUCUGAGAAAGAAAGAGACAGCUUGGAGGGUGUGAAGAAUGAAGCAGAAGCCUACAUGCUUAAAGAGUUGUCUCACUUGAAAUGGCAGGAAAAAGCUGCAAAGUUAGCUCUUGAUGAUACAGGUGGAAAAAUGGAUGAGUUACAAGUGAAUGUUGCUAGCGUAGAAGAAAAUCUCAAGGCAGAAAGGGAUAAAAUUCAAGAAAGUAAACAAGUUCUGAAGGAGCUAGAAACUAAGCACAGCAAUUAUAUGAAAAGACAAGAGGAGCUAGAUACUGAUAUGAGGAAGUGUAAAGAAGAAUUCAAGGAGUUUGAGAGGCAGGAUGUCAAGUAUCGGGAAGAUUUUAAACACUUAAAUCAGAAGAUCAAGAAGCUCGAGGAUAAAGUUGAAAAGGAUUCAUCAAAAAUUGAAGCUCUUGUAAAAGAGGGUGAAGACUCAACUAAUCUGAUACCAAAACUUGAGAAUAAUAUUCCAAAACUGCAAAAAUUGUUGCUAGAUGAGGAGAAGGUCUUAGAAGAAAUCACAGAGAGUUCCAAAGUUGAAACUGAGAAAUUCCGCGCUGAGCUUGCUGAAGUUCGGGCAGAGCUAGAACCUUGGGAAAAAGAUUUGAUUGAGCACAAGGGGAAACUUGAAGUUGCAUGUACCGAGGCUAAGCUGUUAAAUGACAAGCAUGAAGGUGCACGUAAAGCUUUUGAAGAUGCUCAAAAGCAGAUGAAAAGUAUAUCAGAAACAAUUAAAUCAAAAACUGCUAGCAUUUCUCAAAUUAAGAGUGAUAUUGAAAAGAGCAAACAUGAAGCAUCAGAAGCUCACCAAGUGGAAGAAGAAUGUAUAAAAGAACAAGAUGCCUUGAUUCCUCUCGAACAAAGUGCAAGGCAGAAGGUUGCAGAACUGAAGUCUGUUCUGGAUUCUGAGAAGAGUCAGGGUUCAGUUCUAAAAGCAGUCUUGAAAGCCAAGGAAACCAAACAAAUACAAGGAAUAUAUGGUCGCAUGGGUGAUUUAGGUGCAAUUGAUUCAAAAUAUGACAUUGCAAUAUCAACAGCAUGUGCUGGGCUUGAUUACAUUGUGGUGGAAACAACAAAUGCAGCACAAGCCUGUGUUGAGUUACUUCGCAGGGAGAACCUUGGUGUUGCUACUUUCAUGAUAUUGGAGAAGCAAGUUCAUCUCCUUCCAAUGUUGGAAAAGAAUGUAAGCACUCCAGAGGGGGUUCCCCGCCUUUUUGAUUUAGUAAAGGUUCAAGAUGAAAGAAUGAAGCUUGCUUUCUUUGCAGCACUCAGAAACACAGUUGUUGCUAAAGACCUUGACCAGGCAACACGCAUAGCAUAUGGUGGAAACUAUGAGUUUAGGCGAGUUGUUACUCUUGAUGGUGCACUCUUUGAAAAAUCUGGAACAAUGAGUGGUGGUGGUAGUAAGCCUCGGGGUGGGAAGAUAGGGACAUCUAUUCGAGCUGCAAGUGUGUCUGUAGAAGCUGUUACUAAUGCUGAGAGGCAGUUGUCUGAAAUGGCUGAUAAAUUGAAUGCAAUUCGCCAAAGAAUCAUGGAUGCUGUGCGGCGAUAUCAGGCCUCAGAAAAAACAGUCACGGCUUUGGAAAUGGAGUUAGCUAAAUGCCAGAAGGAGGUUGACAGUUUGAAUUCUCAGCAUAGUUAUAUUGAAAAACAACUUGAUUCCCUCAAAGCUGCGUCACAGCCAAGUGAGGAUGAGCUUGUCAGAUUGAAAGGGCUUACAGAGAUUAUUACUGCCGAAGAAAGGGAGAUUAAAACACUUACUGAUGGAUCUAAACAGCUGAAGGAAAAGGCGUCUGAUCUUCAAAGAAAUAUAGAAAAUGCUGGGGGUGAAAAAUUAAAAUCUCAGAAGUCAAAGGUCCAGAAAAUUCAGUCUGAUAUUGACAAGAACCACUCAGAGGUUAACCGUCUCAAGGUCCUAAUAGAGACAGGACAAAAGAUGAUGAAGAAGUUGACCAAGGGAAUUGAGGAGUCAAAGAAGGAGAAAGAACGACUAGCUGAGGAGAAGGAAAAGUCAAAAGAAAUCUUCAAAGAAAUAGAACAGAAAGCAUUUAUUGUUCAAGAGAACUAUAAGAAAACACAAGAGAUGAUUGACAAGCAUAGGGAUGUAUUGGAGGAAGCUAAAUCUGAACAUGAUAAGAUGAAAAAAGUAGUUGAAGAAUUGCGUGCAUCUGAGGUUGAUGCAGACUUUAAAUUAAAAGACAUGAAGAAAGCAUACAAAGAAUUGGAAAUGAAAGGGAAAGGCUACAAGAAAAGACUAGACGAGUUGCAAACUGCUAUUUGCAAGCAUCUUGAACAAAUUCAGGUAGAUUUACUGGAUGUUGAAAAGCUAAAGGCUACAUUGGAUGAUGAGCAUCUUCAUGCUGCUUGUGACCUGAAAAGGGCUUGUGAAAUGGUCACAUUGCUUGAAGCACAACUGAAGGAGAUGAAUCCAAAUCUUGAUUCAAUUUCAGAGUAUCGAAAGAAAGUUGCAUUGUACAAUGAGCGAGUUGAAGAGCUUAAUACAGUCACUCAGGAGCGGGAUGAUAUAAAGAAGCAGUAUGACGAAUGGAGAAAGAAAAGAUUGGAUGAGUUCAUGGAAGGAUUUAAUGCCAUAUCAUUGAAGUUAAAAGAAAUGUACCAGAUGAUUACACUCGGAGGUGAUGCAGAGCUUGAGCUUGUGGAUUCUUUGGAUCCUUUCUCUGAGGGUGUUGUGUUCAGUGUCAGGCCACCAAAGAAAAGCUGGAAAAACAUUGCUAAUUUAUCCGGGGGUGAAAAGACUCUUAGCUCAUUAGCUCUUGUAUUUGCUCUUCAUCAUUACAAGCCUACCCCGCUUUAUGUAAUGGAUGAAAUCGAUGCUGCCCUGGACUUCAAGAAUGUAUCUAUUGUUGGGCAUUACGUGAAAGACAGGACCAAGGAUGCUCAAUUCAUAAUCAUUAGCCUUAGGAACAAUAUGUUUGAAUUGGCUGAUCGUCUUGUUGGUAUUUAUAAAACUGAUAAUUGCACGAAGAGCAUCACUAUCGAUCCACGUAGCUUUGUCGUGUGCCAAAAAGCUGUUUGAUGCAUUUGUCAGUGUGCUCUUGAUGUUUAAUAGGAUCUCUUGUGCCAGUUUGAUCCUGCAUGCAAUUGUUAUUAAGUUAUUAGAGUUCCAUAUAUAUUGUAUAUUAAAUAGUAUGAAUACAUACGGGAUCAUGAAAAAUAUGUAAUUAGUUUUAUCUGAUAAAUUGACUUGUUUUUACUUUA
This is a messenger RNA of Lotus japonicus, 4156 nucleotides long. RefSeq names its product structural maintenance of chromosomes protein 4. The record is from RefSeq and is a predicted model, not a curated record. Gene Ontology annotation, molecular function: protein binding; ATP binding; ATP hydrolysis activity. The coding region runs from base 246 to 3974 and encodes 1242 amino acids. Gene Ontology annotation, biological process: mitotic chromosome condensation. The transcript has 28 exons. Gene Ontology annotation, cellular component: chromosome. NCBI's taxonomy places the organism in Eukaryota, Viridiplantae, Streptophyta, Magnoliopsida, Fabales, Fabaceae.